CUAAAAUAAAAAUUCUAGAUUUUUUAAAAUUCUCCCAAAUGAUUAGAUUCCCUUCUCAAAAUUAAUGAGAACCUCAACAAUUUUGAAAAUUUUGAUAUUAUUUUUAAUUAUUGAAAUAUUGCUAGAAUGUUCAGGAAAGGCUGUAAAGCCUGUAAAGGGACAAAAUAAAAAGAAAAAUGAUGUAACCAAAAAAAUUCAUGAAACAAAAGGAAAAACGAUAAGCAAAAAAAUCGUAAAUAAUAAAAAGAAAGGAAAAACAAAAGAAAAAUCAAAAAAAUCGGAUGAAAAAAAUCCAGUCAAAAAAUUUGCCAUUGAUGCUACGAAGAAGGCAGCCACUACAGUAGCUGAUGCAGUUGGGGCUUCUAUCAUGCUGGGGGCUGGUGGAUUGCCUUUGUUGGGUAGGGUUUUUAUUAUCAUCGAAUUUUGA
Molecule: messenger RNA, 427 nt
Organism: Meloidogyne enterolobii
Lineage: Eukaryota; Metazoa; Nematoda; Chromadorea; Rhabditida; Meloidogynidae
Source: the annotation of a GenBank genome assembly